UCGCGAGGCAAGUGGAAAUCAGCCAAUCGCGAAUCUCGCGCGGGAAGAAACGCGUGACGCGAAGACGAAGGAUUCGAGCCGCGCCGAAUCGUCUGAAUCAUGCAGCUGCAUAGGGACGCGCCCAAGGUUCGCGUACUCGCGUCGUCGCGAAUAGUAUUGUUUUUGUUUAGGCGUGUUUGAGAGAGAUGAGAUCUUAUACCGUGCGCCGCUGGCACGGUCUCUCGAAGUGAAUCGCGUGAAUCGCGCGUCGACCGAUCCACCGAGACGAGAGAACGAACGAGAGAUUGUGAGAGAUAAGGAGAAAAAGAAUUAUCUCGUCUCGAAGAGAAAAAAACGUGCCCUGUUAGCAUUGUUAGCAAGCUUCCGCCGAUGUUUGGCCGGAGGGUCGGAGGGUACGAAAUUCGGACGAAUCGACCCCGCAAAUUAAUUCGCGAGCGAGAGAGAGAAUGACGCGCCCUGCCAGGAUGCUCGUCGCACGAGUUGCGCUCGACCUCGCGCAUUUUUCAAGACUCGGCCGUGCUUUAUGAGGAGCAAUUAAUCUUAUCUGAGGUAACAUAGUACGGCAAACAGCAAACACUCGCCUGGAUUUCCCCUCGCUCUCUCGUUUAUGGCAAGGCGAGGGGAUUUGAAGGGGAUUUUUACAAUUAGAUAGAGCACGCAACGCGCAAUCCUGCGCGCGGUGAACGUGGAGAGAGAUUAACACCAAGACGUCCAAGAUGUAUCACGUUCUCGAGCUGAUCGUGAAUAGCGCUUUGCUAUGGAUAUUCCUGGAGACCGCGAUGAGCGGGCUGGUCACCGUCCUGUAUGAGUUUUCCGUUCCCUGGAUCGUUUGGGGCUCGUUGAUUGUCGUGGUAGCGCUGAAAUUGACCCGAGUGUCCCCUCCGCCCGUCGGCACCGUGCAAGAGGUGCUCGGCGUGAAUCCGCUCCUCCUGGGCAGAGAUAGCUCCGUGCCUGAAAACCACGGUAACGGAGAGCAAUAUUGCAUGCGAGUGGUGGCCCACCGUGGUGGAGGAUACGAUUAUCCCGAGAACAGUUUGUUGGCUUUCCGAAAUAGCAAAGGAAAGGGUUGUACUGCAGUUGAGCUUGAUUUACGACUAACGAAAGAUAACAUUCCAAUAACGUUCCAUGACCCGACAAUCGAAAGACUCACAGGCCAGAUGGGCACGAUUAGUGAAAUGACAUGGGAAGAAUUGAAGGAGUUUGACAUAACUUACAAUCACCCACUUAAGAACAAAUUUUCCGAAGGCGAGAAGAUCGCCCUGUUCCACGACGCGCUGCAGGAAUGCCUGAACAGCGAGCAAAGAAUAAUUAUAGACAUAAAAGAGACGAGGAUGGACGUUGUGCAAAUCGUUCUAGACGCGUACGAGAAAUAUCCAAAAUUGUUCCAGAGAGGCGUCGUGUCGAGUUUCAAUCCGAUCGUAGUGUACAUGAUUAGGAAGAAAGAGCCGCGUAUUGUCUCGAGUCUCGCUUGGAGGCCAUAUUUUUUCUCGAGAGCGUCGUACGCCGGUCUGGAAGCACCCGGCCCGGCACGGUACCGCAAUCCUUUUAAGCAUUUGGCAGCUUGCAUUUUGGAGAUUUUGUACGAGUGGCUGCUACCGCGCUUUGUCUACUAUAUCGUUGGCGUCUCGGCUGUGCUGUUGCACAAGGAUAUAGUAAAUCCACGCGUAAUAGAACGAUGGCGCGAGCGCGGUGUUCGCGUGAUGGCGUGGACGGUAAAUCGACCGACGGAGAAAACGCAUUUCUCGAGGUUCCUCAAAGUCACUUAUCUAACCGACACGCUACAUCUAGAGAAGGACAUGUAGUAAAUGUCCGAUAUAUUUUUGUUCAGUAUUAAAUUUCAAAGACUUUUGUACCAUACAGCCUGGCAUUAUGCACGUACAAAUUUUUCUACUUUCGAUUAUGUAGAUUAUAUAUCGUAACAUCAGCUAUCUAGUCGGGUCGUAAAAAAAAUUGACAUAACGACUUAUAUUACUUUUAACAUAGAUUAUAAGGCACUUAUUUUAUAAUGUCUUAUACAAGACGCCUAUGUAUGUGCAAAUAGCGAUAAUAAAAUUACUCGUUACAUUGAGGGGAUUUAAA
Temnothorax curvispinosus is the source of this 2079-nucleotide messenger RNA. RefSeq names its product glycerophosphodiester phosphodiesterase 1. Gene Ontology annotation, biological process: lipid metabolic process. Gene Ontology annotation, molecular function: phosphoric diester hydrolase activity. The record is from RefSeq and is a predicted model, not a curated record. The transcript has 5 exons. Lineage: Eukaryota; Metazoa; Arthropoda; Insecta; Hymenoptera; Formicidae. Bases 717 to 1802 code for a protein of 361 amino acids.